Rhinopithecus roxellana (golden snub-nosed monkey) is the source of this 2571-nucleotide messenger RNA. RefSeq names its product sarcoglycan alpha (gene SGCA). Gene Ontology annotation, cellular component: sarcoglycan complex; membrane. The coding region runs from base 47 to 1321 and encodes 424 amino acids. The transcript has 11 exons. Gene Ontology annotation, molecular function: calcium ion binding. Lineage: Eukaryota; Metazoa; Chordata; Mammalia; Primates; Cercopithecidae. The record is from RefSeq and is a predicted model, not a curated record.
UGCCCCCUGUCUCUGUCACUCACGGGGCGGGCCAGGCUGGGCAGCCAUGGCUGUGACACUCUUCUGGACUCCUCUCCUCGUGGUUCUCCUGGCAGGACUGGGGGACACCGAGGCCCAGCAGACCACGCUACACCCACUUGUGGGCCGUGUAUUUGUGCACACUUUGGACCAUCAGACGUUUCUGAGCCUUUCUGAGCACGUUGCUGUCCCACCCGCUGUCCGCAUCACCUACCACGCCCACCUCCAGGGACACCCAGACCUGCCCCGGUGGCUCCGCUACACCCAGCGCAGCCCGCACCACCCUGGCUUCCUCUACGGCUCUGCCACCCCAGAAGAUCGUGGGCGCCAGGUCAUUGAGGUCACAGCCUACAAUCGGGACAGCUUUGAUACCACUCAGCAGAGGCUGGUGCUGGAGAUUGGGGACUCGGAAGGCCCCCUGCUGCCAUACCAAGCUGAGUUCCUGGUGCGCAGCCAUGAUGUGGAGGAGGUGCUGCCUUCAACGCCUGCCAGCCGCUUCCUCUCAGCUUUGGGGGGACUCUGGGAGCCUGGAGAGCUUCAGCUGCUCAACAUCACUUCUGCCUUGGACCGUGGGGGCCGUGUCCCCCUUCCCAUUGAGGGCCGCAAAGAAGGGGUGUACAUUAAGGUGGGUUCUGCCUCACCUUUCUCUACUUGCCUGAAGAUGGUGGCAUCCCCCGAUAGCCACGCCCGUUGUGCCCAGGGCCAACCUCCACUUCUGUCUUGCUACGACACUUUGGCACCCCACUUCCGCAUUGACUGGUGCAAUGUGACCCUGGUGGAUAAGUCAGUCCCGGAGCCUGCAGAUGAGAUGCCCACCCCAGGCGAUGGGAUCCUGGAGCAUGACCCGUUCUUCUGCCCACCCACUGAGGCCCCAGACCGUGACUUCUUGGUGGAUGCUCUGGUCACCCUCCUGGUGCCCCUGCUGGUGGCCCUGCUUCUCACUUUGCUGCUGGCCUAUGUCAUGUGCUGCCGGCGGGAGGGAAGGCUGAAGAGAGACCUGGCUACCUCUGAAUCAGAUUUCAGCGGUCCCAGAGUCCUCCAGGCCCCACGACCCUCUCCUGGGGAUUUCUGUGCCAGAGGCCGUGCUUUCGGGACUGUGUGUUGGUGGUGGAGUGGGAGUGGCAUCCAGAUGGUCCACCACUGCACCAUCCAUGGGAACACAGAGGAGCUGCGUCAGAUGGCGGCCAGCCGCGAGGUGCCCCGGCCACUCUCCACCCUGCCCAUGUUCAAUGUGCGCACGGGCGAGCGGCUGCCUCCCCGCGUGGACAGCGCCCAGGUGCCCCUCAUUCUGGACCAGCACUGAGGGCUCGGCCAGGAAACCAGGAGUUGCGCAGACUGGAGGCUCCAGCAGCCAGCCUGCUGUCUGGGGUGGCUCCUCCUUGAUCCCUGCUCCCUUGAGGAGGAGGCUGCCCACCCCUCAUCUCUGGGCUCGCCCCCUGCAGCCAGGCAGCUCUUGGGCCUCCAGUGCUCUUCCUGUGCUGGCCAGGGCUGGGAGAGUGCAAGGCCAGCUCCUCACUUCCUGGCUUUGCCUUGGGGUCUUGGCAGCGCCUUUCUCCCUGCUCAGCUCCAAAGAGCACACGGGAGCCUGGCUGCCGGCCUGAGAGGAAGUGGCCCAGACAAGUAGCUGGGAGGAUGGCGUGCCUGCAGAGGACGCCAAGCCCUGCCUGGGACACACACGUCCAGAGGUCCCCGGCAGCAUGCCGGGAAGGCACAGACACACUUAGUGCCUCCCCACUGGGCAACAGCCCCUCCCUGGCGUGCAAGAUUCCAACCAGCAGUCACGCUCCACUCCCCACAGCCAAGGACGAAGAAGGGCAGCUGCCUCCACAGCCACCUCCAUCGGGAGACUUGGCCGGCUGCACACUCUGCUCCACCCCUGUCUCCUCCAGUCCCAUGAUGGUAUUGCCCCUGUGGCCCAGUGGACGGCCUCCACUUUCUUUCUAAAGACAGCACCCACACGUGGCCUGACGCUCAGACAUUCCCUCACCACCUCUCUAUCGGCCAGACCUGGCGACUGAAGGCACCACCUAGGGCCGGCCUCAGCCCCCUGCUGCACACCGCCUGGGAGCAGGACUGGAAUCAUGCUCCUGCCACACAAUAGCUGGCUCAGCCAGCUGAGGGUUAGUUUACUCAUAAGAUGAUCAUCAUAACCACCUUGGGGCUGUUGUGAGAAUUUGUGGGAACCGGACACUCUGGCAACUCCCAAGGAUGGAGACAUUAUUGCAUACAAGCACACGCACAAUCCCCCAAGGCCAGAAGUCCCUGGGGUCUCCCUGGCCCCUAAGAUCCAGGCUAAAUGAACUCCAUUUCCACCUGUGCCUUAUAAAAAGUUCAAUCUCUCUCUGUGAAUUGGGGGUGGAAGCCUAAAUUCGUAUGAUCUUUGGCACAGAUCUGCUGCCUAGAGCUGCGCCAUCCAGUCCAGCAGCCUCAGGCCACGUGGCUACUGAGCACUUAAGCUGUGGCUAGUCCAAACUGAGAUGUACCAUCAGUGUAAUUGUGAAAUGAUCAGAUUUGGGGAUAUAUUAGGUUAAAUAAAAUACAUUGCUAAAAUUA